AUGGAAACUGAAACAACUUUCUCCCAUGUUGCACCACCAAUUUUUGAUGGUGAUAACUAUCAAGCCUGGGCUGUUAGAAUGACAGUCCAUCUUGAAGCAUUAGAUCUUUGGGAAGCUAUAGAGGAAGACUAUGAUGUUCCCCCAUUGCCGGCGAACCCUACGAUGGCUCAGCUUAAGAGCCACAAAGAGAGGAAGACCAGGAAGUCCAAAGCUAAAGCCUACUUAUUCUCUACUGUUUCAAGCACUAUAUUUACAAGAAUCAUGAACCUGGAGUCAGCAAAAGAUAUUUGGGACUACCUCAAAAAGGAAUACCAAGGCAAUGAAAGAACCAAAAAUAUGAAAGUACUCAACUUGAUCAGGGAGUUUGAAAUGCUGAAAAUGAAGGAGACAGAAAACAUCAAAGACUACUCUGACAAGUUGCUGGGCAUAGUAAACAAGGUGAGGUUGCUUGGUAAGGACUUCUCUGAUGAACGAAUUGUGCAAAAAAUUCUUGUAACUCUGCCUGAAAAGCACAAGAGCAAAGGAGAAUGA
Molecule: messenger RNA, 531 nt
Organism: Vitis vinifera (wine grape)
Lineage: Eukaryota; Viridiplantae; Streptophyta; Magnoliopsida; Vitales; Vitaceae
Exons: 2
Coding region: 1-531 (176 amino acids)
Source: RefSeq, a predicted model, not a curated record